Blastocystis hominis is the source of this 387-nucleotide messenger RNA. RefSeq lists its product as hypothetical. Gene Ontology annotation, biological process: P450-containing electron transport chain. The record is from RefSeq and is a predicted model, not a curated record. Bases 1 to 387 code for a protein of 128 amino acids. Gene Ontology annotation, molecular function: 2 iron, 2 sulfur cluster binding. Lineage: Eukaryota; Bigyra; Opalinata; Blastocystidae. Gene Ontology annotation, cellular component: mitochondrion. The transcript is spliced from 4 exons.
AUGCAAGCUUUCUGUAGAUUGUUGCCUUCUGCUGCUAGACGCGGUGCCUGUUUUGCAAAUCAGGUCCGCCGUUUUGGAGUGGAGUUUACCUUCAAGCCUGCUGAGGGUGAAGAAGUUGAAGUAGAAUGUGAUGCGAAGGAGAACCUUCUUGAAGUCGCACAGAGCAACGAUGUUGAGAUUAAGAGUAGCUGUGGAGGUGGUGGCUCUUGUGGUGAGUGCAUCGUUGUGUUCCCUAAAGACAUCUUUGACAAGCUUCCUAAGCCUGGUGAAACUGAGACUGAACUUCUGAAGAAGAUGAACGCAGCUCCCACGGCUCGUCUCGCUUGUCAAGUGAAGACCUGUGAAUGCUUCGGAGGAAAGGUGAUUGAGGUGCCCCUUGUGGAAUAG